CAUUCCUGUUUGUUGUUGUUGUUCAUUUUAAUUUCUAUUUAAUGAGUGGGAGACUAGUUGCAAAAGAUGACAGACUUGUUUAUUUAAUAGUUGUCUGGAAGAACAUACUUGGGUAGAUUUGGUUCGCUUUUCAUCCCUACAUGAGAAGCUACAAUUUCCAAAAUUUCCCUCAGCUGUACAACUAUUAAAAGUAGUCCAGGAGCUCUGUAUUUCCCCUGCACAUGGUCACCCCCAAAAAUAGGCUUAAUGUUGCAGUGGAAAUCAUAGAAGAUAACACAAUCCUCUGAAAUGAAUAAAGUGUGUUCUUGGUCCACUUCAGUCCAUAGCAUUGUUGUAAGUCACACUCCUUGGAAAUUCUGUAUGCCUGCCUGAGGAUUGUCCUCCUAUUGGUUGGAACAACCAACAUUGAGAGAGGUGAUAAUGUAGAUCAGAAAUGCAGCCUGUUCUAAGUUCUGGAAAGGGCCUGUAUCUGUCCACACCCUUCUGCUUUUGCCACACUCGGCUUGACAGACUAGAGUUCAGCUCAAUUGCUGACUCACAGGAGUAGCCUGGAACAUUUAAGGGGCUGGACAAAGUUGCCUUUCCCUGCUAUAAAGGCUGCAGCCUCUGCCAACUGCUGCAACAGGGCCUAACAGAGGACACCAGGGUAGCUAGUCAUGCUGCCGAAAACUGAUCACAGCAGUCCUAGUGCUGCAAAUAAGGGCCUUGUCCUAGGUGUCUUUGCCAAUGAGCAGGAAGAAGGAGCACCUCAGUUUACUCAUGCAGGAGAUGCCUUUGAUAAACUCGUAGCUGGGAAGCUCAGGGAACUGCUGGCAAUUUCAGGGCCUCCACUGAAGAAAGGAAAGACGCGUGUCUUUCAUGGCUUGCAUCAGGACUUUUCAAGCGUCGUAGUUGUUGGCCUGGGCAAGAAGGCAGCAGGAGUGAACCAACUAGAAAACUGGGAUGAAGACAAAGAAAACAUAAGAGCAGCAGUUGCAGUUGGAUGCCAGCAGGUUCAGGAGCUGGAGAUCCCUUUUGUAGAAGUUGACCCUUGUGGAGAUGCUCAGGCUGCAGCAGAAGGAGCCAUCCUCGGACUCUUCGAAUAUUCUGAGUUUAAGCAAAAAAAGAAACCAGUGGUUGAAGUCCAGCUGCAUGGGAGCGAUGGAGCCGAUGCCUGGAAGAAAGGCCUUAUCUAUGCAAAGGGCCAGAACUUGGCUCGCUACCUUAUGGAGGGUCCAGCCAACCAUAUUACACCUACCAGAUUUGCUGCUAUUAUUGAAGAGAACCUCAAAAGUGCCAGCAGCAAAGUGAUUGUUCAUAGAAGGGAUAAAGCCUGGAUAGAAGCACAUAAUAUGGGAUCCUUCCUGAGUGUUACCAAAGGCUCUGAUGAACCACCCGUCUUCCUGGAGGUUCACUAUAAUGGUAGCAGUGAUGCCAAUGAGCUUCCACUGGUGUUUGUUGGGAAAGGAAUUACUUUUGACAGUGGCGGUAUCUCCAUUAAGCCAUCAGCCAAUAUGGAUGCCAUGAGGGCAGACAUGGGAGGAGCAGCCACGAUCUGCUCUGCUAUUGUGACAGCUGCAGAAUUAAAGCUACCCCUUAAUAUUAUUGGUUUGACACCCCUUUGUGAAAACUUGCCCAGUGGGAAGGCAAGCAAACCUGGAGAUGUUGUGAAGGCCAUGAAUGGAAAGACUAUUCAGGUGGAUAACACUGAUGCAGAGGGAAGGUUGGUGCUGGCUGAUGCACUUUGUUAUGCACACACUUUUAAUCCAAGGGCCAUUCUAGAUGCUGCAACACUGACAGGUGCCAUGGAUAUCGCCCUGGGAUCUGCAGCUACUGGGGUUUUCACCAAUUCAAACCUGCUUUGGGAUCAACUGUACAAGGCCAGUAUUCAGACAGGGGAUCGUGUUUGGAGGAUGCCCCUCUUUGAACAUUACACCAGACAAGUUACAGACUCUCAGCUUGCAGACCUCAACAACAUUGGUAAAUACAGGUCUGGUGGCGCAUGCACGGCCGCAGCAUUCCUGCGAGAAUUUGUGACUGUUCCUCACUGGGCUCAUUUAGAUAUUGCUGGUGUGAUGGCAAAUAAAGAUGAGGUUCCAUACCUUCGUAAAGGCAUGGCAGGACGGCCCACACGAACUCUGGUAGAGUUCGUUACUCAACUGAGCCAAGACAAGCAAAGUAUCUAGAAAGAAGUUCUGCAAUUGUGUAACUUUUAGCCUUAAAAAAAAAUCGGUUUGCUAUGAUUUCAAAGCUGCAGGAGUAAUGAACUGGUGACCAGUGAGCAUACUAAUAAAAUUUUUAAAAAUCCA
Molecule: messenger RNA, 2288 nt
Organism: Varanus komodoensis (Komodo dragon)
Lineage: Eukaryota; Metazoa; Chordata; Lepidosauria; Squamata; Varanidae
Gene: LAP3
Product: leucine aminopeptidase 3
Exons: 13
Coding region: 657-2165 (502 amino acids)
Biological process (GO): proteolysis
Cellular component (GO): cytoplasm
Molecular function (GO): metalloaminopeptidase activity; manganese ion binding
Source: RefSeq, a predicted model, not a curated record